ACAAAAAAAAAAAACCAUUUAGCCCUAAUUAUUAAAAUGUAAAAAAUACAGGUUAAUUUGGAUUCUCUCCGCAGAAUCCUGCAAUGGCUUUUCUCGGAUCCAAUGUAGCCAGCGAGGUUGGGUUACGGUUGCUUCUCUGCCCACUUGGUUCUAACAUUGUCACUCGUGCCGCAUGCUGUUCUGUGGGGAUUGUUUUACCCGUAUACUCUACAUUUAGGGCAAUUGAAAGAAAUGAUGAAAAUGAGCAGCAAAAGUGGCUUACAUAUUGGGCAGCUUAUGGAUCUUUCACCAUUGUUGAAGUGUUCUCUGACAAACUUCUUUCCUGGUUUCCAUAUUAUUAUCACUUCAAGUUUGCAUUUCUUGUCUGGCUUCAACUUCCAUCUACUGAAGGGGCUAAGCAAAUAUACAAGAACCACCUGCGUCCAUUCUUGUUGAGGCAUCAAGCUAAAGUUGAUCAACUUAUGGGCUUUGCAUGUUCUGAAAUGGCAAGAUUCAUCAGCACGCAUCAGGAAGAGUUCCGAUUUGUUAGGAUAAUGUUCAGGAAGAUGACAGGGUCAGCAAAUGCAAAGGUGAGGGGUGCUGCGGAACCAGAUAAACCUAGACGUCUACCUGAAAUCAAGGGCCAAACAAGAAUGAUCUCAAAUCCGGAGUCUGAUCACAAUGAAUGAUACCUCGCCUUUCUAGGGAGGUAGCUGUAUAUUAUGUUUUUCUACCUAUCAGCACCCCAAUAUACAAGGAGGUAAUCUUUUUGUAUAACAAAUCAGGGCCUUUAAUGUGGCCGGAAGAGGUGGAACAUGAGAUAUAGGCAGCCUGCUGCUUCUUAUGAGAGUAGGCAGCAUUCUUUUACUCAAAAUUUCAUCUCUGUUUUAAGUCUUUUCUCAUGCAAGAUUCCCACAUUUGUCGUUUUACAUAGAAACAAUAGACAAUGUUUCUCUCA
This is a messenger RNA of Theobroma cacao (cacao), 937 nucleotides long. It is a transcript of the gene HVA22K, whose product is annotated as HVA22-like protein K. The record is from RefSeq and is a predicted model, not a curated record. Lineage: Eukaryota; Viridiplantae; Streptophyta; Magnoliopsida; Malvales; Malvaceae.